UGUCAUUUUCGCCAACUAUGACAAUCGGACUAUCAAACACGCUCCGCCAUUUAAUUUUAGAUAAGUCGGUCGUGUUGCUAACAAGGACCAACUAAUUACUUUCGCGAUCCUCGUUAAAAGCAUCUCAUCCCGAAAAUGAGUCAUCAGAUGAAUCGAUUGAUCACCACCAACUUCAGGAAAUGGUGCUAUAACCUCAGCGGAUUUAACCAAUUGGGAUUAUGGAGGGAUGAUUGUCUGUAUGAGAGCGAGGAUGUAAUAGAAGCACUAAAGCGUCUUCCUCAACAUAUCCAAGAUGAACGUAACUUUCGUAUAGUGAGAGCCUUGCAAUUGGAUGCCAACAAGAGACUUUUACCUAAGGAGCAGUGGACUAAAUUUGAAGAAGAUGUAUUGUAUCUCCAACCAUACAUCGAGGAAGUUAGGAAAGAGCGCGUAGAGAAAGAAAUAUGGGACUCUUCGUAAGACAUAAUGUGGUACAACAGUUGUUAUAGUAAAUGUAACAAAAAUUUACUUACAUUCUCUAAUGCAUACUUUGUGUGAUGAAGAGCUCUGGUCUGUACAUAUAUAUUUAAGAUAAAUAGAUAUUAAAUAAAUUA
This is a messenger RNA of Cataglyphis hispanica, 593 nucleotides long. Its product is annotated as cytochrome b-c1 complex subunit 7-like. The record is from RefSeq and is a predicted model, not a curated record. Gene Ontology annotation, biological process: mitochondrial electron transport, ubiquinol to cytochrome c. The transcript is spliced from 4 exons. Bases 136 to 459 code for a protein of 107 amino acids. NCBI's taxonomy places the organism in Eukaryota, Metazoa, Arthropoda, Insecta, Hymenoptera, Formicidae.